AUUUGACCAGAGAGUGUGUUCAAGCGAAGCGUUGUAGAAGAAAAGACAAAGUUUUGGAAUAAGCGGAGCAAAACCUAGACAGGCCCGUGUAAGAUGGAGAUUUGUUUUAAAGAUUUAUCAAAUCAAUAACUACUAACCUAAGCAAGUAACGAAGCCGUGGCUCUCACAAAUUAGCCCAAAUCCUCAAAUUUCACCAAAAGUCUUCGAAUUUAUUCUCCAGUAUCAGUUUCUCUGGGAAAAAGUUCUACUUUUGCGGACUCUGAGGAAAUCUUUUGUAUCUGUACACCAUUCAUGGGUUAAUCCGAUUAAACCCGUGUUGCUCCGUUAGGGUUUAAGAGAAUUGCCGCCUUCACCGGCCAUGGCUGCUAAACUUGUGUCCUCCUCGGCUUCUUCUUUGGUUCCAUCCAUUUUCUCGCCGUUUCAACCUCGGAGUUCCUUUCAGGUUAUGAUAAAAUGAAAUCAAGUGUUGGUUUCAUUUGUUGUUGUUGAUGAGGUUAUUACCUGCUGUUUCUUGGUCUUGGGAAGCCCAUGUUUAUGGAUAUUUGCUGAUAUUUGUCGUCUCCAAACUUCAGUUUCGUUCACCGAGGGUUCAGCCUGCUCAUCUCCAUUGUUACCAUUCUCUGCACCUUAAAACUGAUAAAAUUGGCUCUCUUCACAUUUCCUCAAGAGGCCAAAAACCAAGCGAAGUCUCCCGAAAGAGAACUUAUUUGCCUCUUGCUACUUCAGAAGAAAAGUUCCACUACACUGAAGAUACAACAAAUGAUCCAGACACAGUAAGUCCCCAAAUUGGCACCGAAGCUACACCUAGAGAUGAUGAUUCAACUAUCCAAUACAAUAGAAAUGACGGGAAACCGGGUUUCAUUUCGUUUUACAAUCCUCGGAAUAAAACUGAGGAUAUCAUUAUCCCCCCUGAAACUCAAAGUCCAUGGGGACGCCUGCUCUGGCUCAUUGGUCCUGCAGUCUUAGUCUCCUCUUUCAUUUUACCUCCAGUUUACUUACGAAGAAUAGUCUCAGCAGUUUUUGAAGAUUCUUUGCUCACAGACUUCCUCAUCCUGUUCUUCACCGAGGCUCUCUUCUACUGCGGAGUCGCUGCAUUUCUUCUGAUAAUAGACCGCUCAAGAAAAGGAUCCGGAAAAGUUCCCCAGAACCGAAUCAAUCCUUCUCAGUUAGGACAAAGAAUCUCCUCUGUAGCAACAUUAGUGCUGAGUCUCAUGAUUCCAAUGGUGACAAUGGGAUUCGUCUGGCCAUGGACUGGACCUGCAGCAUCAGCUACUCUUGCACCAUACCUCGUUGGUAUCGUUGUUCAGUUUGCAUUCGAACAGUACGCAAGAUAUCGUAACUCUCCAUCAUCUCCUAUCAUCCCCAUCAUCUUUCAGGUAUACAGACUUCAUCAGCUGAACCGAGCGGCGCAACUAGUAACAGCAUUGUCAUUUACGGUUAAAGGAGCAGAGGCAACAGUUAAUAAUCUGGCAAUCAAGAAAUCACUGGGCACACUUUUGAAUGUGAUACAGGUUUUGGGUGUGAUUUCAAUCUGGUCUAUAUCUAGCUUCCUCAUGUGGUUAUCAUCACCUUCCCAAAACCAGUCUUGAUGUAUGAAAACAUCUUUCUUAUUAUUAUUACAGAGAAGAGAAUAACACAGAUCUGUCUCGAGUUCUUAACUGUAAAAUCCUUUACCUUUUUAAA
Molecule: messenger RNA, 1683 nt
Organism: Arabidopsis thaliana (thale cress)
Lineage: Eukaryota; Viridiplantae; Streptophyta; Magnoliopsida; Brassicales; Brassicaceae
Exons: 5
Coding region: 489-1589 (366 amino acids)
Source: RefSeq, marked reviewed